AUGGCAGGAGGAGCGGGGCAGGCGCGCAGAGCAUCGGCAGGAACAACAGCUGGAGGAGCAGGACGGGCGGCGGAGUGGGCCAUGGACAGCUCUGAUUUCAUUGUUGUUCUAUCUCUGCAGGCAUCUAGGAUAAUAUUAGCAACUGAUGAUGAUGAUCCAGGUCAGGCUCUGGCCGAGGAACUUGCUCGUCGACUUGGUAAAGAAAGAUGUUGGAGAGUCAAGUGGCCAAAGAAGAAUGAUACAGAUACUUGCAAGGAUGCAAAUGAGGUACUGAUGUUUUUAGGUCCACAAGCAUUGAGAAAGGUUAUAGAAGAUGCAGAACUGUAUCCUAUAAGAGGCCUUUUUUCAUUCAAAGAUUUCUUCCCAGAGAUUGAUAAUUACUUUCUUGGAAUACAUGGUGAUGAGCUUGGUAUUCAUACUGGAUGGAAAUCUUUGGAUGAUCUUUACAAGUUCAUUGGUGAAGGUGGGUUCUCAAGAAGAGUUAGCUUUCUUUAUUAUAACAGUAAUGCUUUUGCGUGCCUCAUCACAGUGCUGAUGGAUAGCCACAAGGAGAACGAUGCAAUAGCGGAACUCAGCCGUGCGAUAUCCUUCAAAGCCGACCUGCACUUGCUGCAUCUCCGGGCUUAUUUCAAUGUUUGA
Molecule: messenger RNA, 639 nt
Organism: Miscanthus lutarioriparius
Lineage: Eukaryota; Viridiplantae; Streptophyta; Magnoliopsida; Poales; Poaceae
Source: the annotation of a GenBank genome assembly